Anthostomella pinea is the source of this 336-nucleotide messenger RNA. Lineage: Eukaryota; Fungi; Ascomycota; Sordariomycetes; Xylariales; Xylariaceae. The record is from the annotation of a GenBank genome assembly.
AUGUCAAGAAAAGGAUACGACAUGACCGGCGCUGCGAAGGGCCGCCCUCGUUACACUCCCAACCCUAACGAUGGCAGUGCUUCUGGCAGAGCGGCUGCUGAUACUACGGCUUCGAACGACAUUGGCAACGGGAUGGGCCAGAUAUACAACGGUGCUGCUGCCCAGAUCAGACGAACGACAAGCACGGAACCUGCCCCUUCCACUUCAUACGAUAUCAAGCCACGACCCGAACUGUGGGCGGAAGCUAGUAGUAUAGCGACUCGAGCUAUUAGGAUGGCGACACGGAAACUUGGACCCCCCGAACUGCAUCUCAAGAUCGCGCGACGCUGGUGGUAG